UCUCACUCUUCACUUCAGUGUGCCUAUAUUGUCUCCCAUUUCUUGCCAAAGCCCGCAAUCCCUCCGUUUCCGAAACCUGCCCCACAAAUGGACGAUCCCGAAACUUCAAGCAAAUCAACUGCCCAGAUGGCUAUUACAAUGACCUAGCUACUCUUCUCCUCACUACCAAUGAUGAUGCUGUCCGAAACAUGUCCUCCUCAAAUACAACAACUGAAUUUCACAUAACUUCUCUCCUAAUUUUCUUUGCACUGUAUUGCAUCUUAGGACUUUUUACCCUUGGCAUUGCUGUGCCUUCUGGGCUCUUCCUCCCUAUCAUUUUGAUGGGGUCAGCCUAUGGCUGUCUGCUUGGCAUUGCCAUGGGAUCCUAUACCAAGAUUGACCAGGGGCUCUAUGCUGUUCUUGGUGCUGCCUCCCUAAUGGCUGGCUCAAUGAGGAUGACUGUCUCACUUUGUGUUGGAGACAGCUUCAAUCCAAGCAUAUACGAAAUCAUAUUGGAACUGAAAGGCCUACCUUUCUUGGAUGCAAAUCCAGAGACAUGGAUGAGAAAUCUCACAGUUGGAGAGCUUGCUGAUGCCAAGCCACAAGUGAUUACCCUUUCUCGAAUAGAGAAGGUGUCCCGCAUUGUUGAAGUACCGAAAAAUACAACACAUAACGCCUUUCCCGUAAUAGAUGAUGGAGUGGUGCCACCAACAGGACUAGCCACUAGGGCCUCAGAGCUGCAUGGAUUGAUCCUGAGAGCUCACCUUGUUCAAGCACUGAAGAAGAAAUGGUUCCUGCUGGAGAAAAGGACAGAGUGGGAAGUGAGGGAGAAGUUCACAUGGGUAGAGCUUGCUGAGAGUGAGAGGAAGAUAGAGGGAGUCUCCGUGACACGCGAUGAAAUGGAAAUGUAUGUUGAUUUGCAUCCUCUUACCAAUACUACUCCGUAUAUGGUGAUGGAAAGCAUGUCAGUGGAGAAAGCAUGAGUGCCUUUCCGGCAAGUAGGACUCCGCCAUAUGCUCAUCAUCCCCAAGUAUGAAGCAGCAGGGGUGAGUUCAUCCAUCUCCCUAUGCAAACAUUAAGGACCUGUUAUUUUUCUGAUUUAUAUCAUCACAUGGGUACUUUCCAGUACUCAAAGUUAAUUAGGUAGAAUUGAUGCCUCCAGUGGCUUAUUUAAUAAUACUGAUUGAUUUCAAUAACAGUUAAUGUGCUGAAUUUGCAGGCGUCUCCAGUGGUAGGGAUCUUGCCCAGGCAAGAUUUAGGGGCUUACAACAUUUUGGCUGCUUUUCCUUAUCUGGCAAAAUCUAGAGAAGCAGAAAGGCACUGAAGAAGAACAGAGAUGUAAAAGUUUGCACCGUUUCUUUCCAUACGUAUUUCAAUCAAAUGAGCACAUAUUGUUUUACAGAAGAACAGAAAGAUGCUAUACAUCUUUUUCCCUGUUAUGAACUUCUGUUACAGUUCA
This is a messenger RNA of Mangifera indica (mango), 1438 nucleotides long. Its product is annotated as chloride channel protein CLC-b-like. Bases 189 to 962 code for a protein of 257 amino acids. The record is from RefSeq and is a predicted model, not a curated record. Gene Ontology annotation, molecular function: voltage-gated chloride channel activity; nitrate:proton symporter activity. Gene Ontology annotation, biological process: transmembrane transport; chloride transport. Gene Ontology annotation, cellular component: intracellular membrane-bounded organelle; plant-type vacuole membrane. The transcript is spliced from 2 exons. NCBI's taxonomy places the organism in Eukaryota, Viridiplantae, Streptophyta, Magnoliopsida, Sapindales, Anacardiaceae.